AGUCCCAUCUCUAGGCCACUUGAACAAUGGCAGCAGCCUCGGAGGUGAGCGGCGAGCACGCAGAGGACAAAACAGGGAAACACCUGUAUGGAUUAUUUCACUAUAACUCCAUGAUGCUUAGACUGGAAUCCCUCCCAGACCCCAUGGACACCUGGGAGAUUAGAGAGACCAUUGGCAAAGGCACUUACGGCAAGGUCUACAAGGUAGCCAACAGAAGAGACGGGAGUCUGGCUGCCGUGAAGAUUCUGGACUCCGUCAAUGACGUGGAUGAGGAGGUGGAGGCUGAAUACAACAUUCUGCAGUUUCUCCCCAGCCAUCCCAAUGUUGUAAAGUUUUAUGGGAUGUUUUACAAAGCUGAUCGCUGUGUGGGAGGGCAGCUGUGGCUGGUUCUGGAGCUGUGUAAUGGGGGCUCCGUCACUGAGCUUGUCAAGGGCCUCCUGAGGUGUGGUAAGCGGCUGGAUGAAGCUCUGAUCUCCUACAUUCUGUAUGGAUCCCUCUUGGGCCUUCAGCACUUGCACCAUCACCGAAUCAUCCACCGAGAUGUGAAGGGGAAUAACAUUCUUCUGACGACAGAAGGAGGAGUUAAGCUCGUUGACUUUGGUGUCUCUGCUCAACUUACAAGCACACGGCUACGGAGAAACACAUCGGUUGGGACCCCAUUCUGGAUGGCUCCAGAGGUCAUUGCUUGUGAGCAGCAGUAUGACUCGUCCUAUGACGCUCGCUGUGACGUCUGGUCCUUGGGCAUCACAGCCAUCGAGCUGGGCGAUGGAGACCCUCCCCUCUUUGAAAUGCAUCCUGUGAAGAUGCUCUUUAAGAUCCCAAGAAACCCUCCACCCACUUUGCUGCACCCGGACAACUGGUGUGAGGAGUUUAACCACUUCAUUUCACAGUGUCUUAUUAAAGAUUUUGAAAAGCGGCCUUCGGUCACCCAUCUCCUGGAUCACCCAUUCAUUAAAGGAACUCAAGGCAAGGUUUUGUUUCUUCAAAAACAGCUGGCCAAGGUGCUCUGGGACCAGAAGCAUCAAAACCCUGUUGCUAAAACCAGGCAUGAAAGGAUGCAUACUGGAAGACCCCAUCAUGUGGAGGAUGCUGGUAAAUGCUGCCUUGAGGAUGACUUGGUCAAUCUUGAGGUCCUGGACGAGGAUACGAUUAUCUACUGGCUGCAGAAGCGAUAUGCAGAUGCGCUGAUCUACACCUAUGUGGGAGAUAUUCUGAUUGCCUUAAACCCCUUCCAGAAUCUAAGCAUAUACUCUCCACAGUUUUCCAGGCUUUACCACGGGGUGAAGCGUUCCUCAAAUCCCCCCCACAUAUUCGCAUCAGCAGAUAAUGCUUACCAGUGUUUAGUUACCUUCAGCAAAGACCAGUGCAUUGUCAUCAGUGGGGAAAGCGGAUCCGGGAAGACGGAAAACGCCCAUCUGAUCGUCCAGCACCUCACUUUCUUAGGAAAGGCCAACAAUCAGACCUUACGCCAGAAGAUUCUCCAAGUAAACUCCCUGGUGGAAGCCUUUGGGAACGCCCGCACAGCCAUCAACGAUAACUCCAGCCGCUUCGGGAAAUAUCUGGAAAUGAUGUUCACACCAACGGGAGCUGUCAUGGGGGCGAGAAUCUCCGAGUAUCUCCUUGAAAAAUCCAGAGUUAUACAGCAGGCAGCGGGAGAGAAAAAUUUUCACAUAUUUUAUUAUAUUUAUGCUGGUCUUUAUCACCAAAAGAAACUUGCUGAAUUCAGACUUCCUGAGGAAAAGCCUCCUAGAUAUAUAGCUGCUGAGACGGAAAGAGUCACGCAGGACAUCACGUCCAAAGAGUCUUACCGGAGACAGUUUGACGUGAUUCAGCAUUGCUUCAGGAUUAUCGGAUUCACUGACAAGGAGGUACACUCCGUGUACAGAAUUCUGGCUGGGAUUUUGAACAUCGGCAACAUUGAGUUUGCAGCUAUUUCCUCUCAACACCAGACUGAUAAAAGUGAGGUUCCCAAUCCCGAAGCUUUGGAAAACGCUGCCUCCGUGCUCUGCAUCAACUCUGAAGAGCUUCAGGAGGCCCUCACGUCCCACUGUGUGGUCACAAGAGGCGAGACCAUUGUCCGAGCCAACACAGUGGACAGGGCUGAAGAUGUCAGGGACGCCAUGUCUAAGGCCCUCUAUGGAAGGCUGUUCAGCUGGAUUGUGAAUCGAAUCAACACACUCCUGCAGCCAGAUAAAAACAUAUGUAGUGCAGAGGACAGGAUGAAUGUGGGCAUCCUGGACAUUUUUGGCUUUGAGGAUUUCCAGAGGAAUUCCUUUGAACAGCUCUGCAUAAAUAUCGCCAACGAACAGGUCCAGUUCUACUUCAAUCAGCACGUGUUCGCUCUUGAGCAGAUGGAGUAUAAAAAGGAAGGCGUCGAUGCUGUCCUCGUGCAGUACGAAGACAAUCGCCCACUCCUGGACAUGUUCCUGCAAAAACCCUUGGGCCUUCUAGCACUUUUGGAUGAGGAAAGUCGAUUUCCCCAAGGAACAGACCAGACUUUGGUUGAUAAAUUUGAAGACAACCUACGAUGCAAGUUCUUCUGGAGGCCCAAAGGAGUGGAACUCUCUUUCGGCAUUCAGCACUAUGCUGGACCGGUGCUGUACGAUGCUUCUGGGGUUCUUGAGAAAAACAGAGACACCCUCCCUGCUGAUGUGGUGGUAGUCCUGAGGACAUCUGAGAACAAGCUCCUUCAGCAACUGUUCUCAAUUCCUUUGACCAAAACAGGUAAUUUGGCACAAACGAGAGCUAGGAUCACAGCCUCCUCGAGAUCUUUGCCUCCACAUUUCAGUGCUGGGAGGGCUAAGGUAGACACCCUGGAGGUGAUUCGACAUCCAGAAGAAACCACCAACAUGAAGAGACAAACCAUGGCUUCUUACUUCCGGUAUUCUCUGAUGGAUCUGCUCUCCAAAAUGGUGGUUGGACAGCCCCAUUUCGUUCGUUGCAUUAAGCCUAAUGACGACCGCAAGGCCCUGCAAUUCUCCCAAGACAGAGUCUUGGCCCAGCUUCGCUCCACAGGGAUCCUGGAGACUGUCAGCAUCCGCAGGCAGGGCUACUCCCAUCGCAUCCUUUUCGAAGAGUUUGUAAGACGGUAUUAUUACUUGGCAUUCCGAGCACAUCAAACACCUCCAGCUAACAAAGAGAGCUGUGUUGCUAUCUUGGAAAAGUCCAGAUUAGAUCACUGGGUCCUGGGAAAAACAAAGGUUUUUCUCAAAUAUUACCACAUCGAGCAGUUGAAUUUGCUUCUUCGGGAAGUUAUGGGCCGAGUGGUCAUGCUACAGGCAUAUACCAAGGGUUGGCUCGGAGCGAGGAGAUACAAGAGAGCCAAAGAGAAGAGAGAGAAGAGCGCCAUAACCAUCCAGUCAGCCUGGAGAGGAUAUGAUACUCGGAGGAAAUUUAAGCAAACAAGGCACAGGAGGAACGAGUCUGCAGCUCACACUCAAGCAGUUCUCCAAACCACUCCUGAUGAGAAACGCUUUCCAGAUUCAGGAGUAGAAUCCAACAGCAGACAUGAAGAGACUUCAAGGAACUGUCCUGCUGAAGCUGACACAGACUGGCAUCCACAAACCCAGAGUUCCCCAGCCAGCAGUGAUGUCACCUCGGGACAUGCAGAUAAGGAAGCCGGGAAUGCUGUUGCUGAGCUCUCAGUUGCUGGAACCGAUGGGUCACCAUCUCGGGUGUGUCACACUGCCACAGCUCACCACAGACUGAGCCCCUGCGAAGUCUCUCUCAAACCAGGUUCAGAAGAAGGUCUCUCACAGAAGCAGCGAGCACCUCGCAGACGGUGUCAGCAGCCCAAAAUGUUGAGUAGCCCCGAGGACACCAUGUACUAUAACCAGCUAAACGGAACUCUAGAAUAUCAAGGGAGCCAGAGGAAGCCAAGAAAACUUGGACAAAUCAAAGUGCUGGAUGGGGAAGACCAAUAUUACAAAUGCCUGUCUCCUGGGGCCUGUGCCCCUGAGGAAACCCACUCGGCCCACUCUUUCUUCUUCUCCUUGCCCCCCGGAGAAGACUCCUUUGCUCAACACUGAGUUGCCUUUUCCAGCCCCAGUGUGCCCCAGGUAAAAGCCACCAUGGUAACUGAUCUGAUAAGAAGAAGGCACUGUCCUGGGGUCAGCUUCUUUGGACACAAUCUGUGCCGUGAACCUUGAUGAACAACUCUCAGAUUCCUGAAGAUUCUGUCUCUUGCUCCCCUUCACCUGCCCUGCAUCCUGAGUCACAGAACCGCUCUCUCUGUUCUCUUCAUCCCUUGAGAACACCUUUGCCAAGGUAAUUCAGUCCUUUAGGUUCCUGACAGCUAAGAAGAGAGCGGACACAUCCACCACGGGCCAUUUGUGAAAUCUAAUAGUUGUCUAUUUUUCCCACCAAGUGGAAUCCAGCAAUCUCCUUUCUACCCUUCUCUACCACCCCCUCCCCCAACACACACACACACACACACACACACACACACACACACACACACUUUCCUAGACUUUGUUACAUCUACUUCCUCCUGGGUCAGGGUUUUGUUGCUGAGGAUAUAGUUUCCAUGAUUUCUGCUUAGAAACAAAAGUCAACAUCUUUCAGAUGCUUUCUGCAUGGUGAAAUGAAUGGCUCUGUUGGACAUUGUUCCACUGAGAGAGUCUUCGGCUGAUUGUUCUAGCUUGCCAAGAGAACCCAGUCAUUCCAGCGAUGAAAAUUAGGAGACUUGGGGGGCCUGUCAAGUGCAGGCCACCUGAUUUUGUAUCUGCAUUCCCUGGCCAGCUGUCUCCACGGAUGUGAGAAAUGGCAGAAGAGAGACCUCAUCUGUCCAUCUCUGUGUUUCUCAGACCUAGCUCGGGGCCUCGGAGAGUGGAUACCUGGGCAUAAACAGGAACGGAGAGAUUGCAUUUAUUUACAUCAGCAUGGCUGGCAUGAAGUUACGUUCAGUUAUAAGUGGUAUAUGAGUGACCACUUUUCUCACAGAUAAGUCCUGAUGCUUUGUUCAAGGUUGAGCUGCUCCUAUUUAAUGACAUUAUCCAAUGUCAUACACAGUACAGUUCAGUACAAGCAGUUUUUUGAAGCCCAUACCUCAAAAAAGGUAUGGGAGGUUGCUGUGAAAAUGAGCCCAUUCAUAAUAUUAUUCUUUCUCUGAAAUACUUUGUCAAUUUUAGAAAAAUAGUUUAAAAUAUAAAAAAAUAUUGUCAGUUUUUUUUUUAAAAAUAAAAUAAAAUGGAGGGCACUAGUAAAUAUACUCUGAACAGAAACAAUUCAGUGAGGUUGGAGUGCUAACUUUUCCCACGGAGCUGGGAACCAAUCGCUAACACAGCAAAUAAGACAACAGUGACAGACAGAAGAAUCCUCCCAUGUCUGGCCUGCUCAAGCUGUGGGUUUAACUAGGCUUCCUGUGGCAGGAAGGAUGAAACAGAAGUCUGGGUUCAGUUCCCAGCACCCACAUGUCAGCUCACAAAGAUGUGUAACUCCAGUUCCAGGAGAACUAAUACACUCCUCUGAACAAGGCACACACACACAUACAUUCAUACAUACAUACAUACAUACAUACAUACAUACAUACAUGCAUGCAUGCAUACAUGAGAGCAUAUACAUACAUGUGAGCAAGACACUCACACAUAUAUAAUAAAAUAAAUAAAUCUAUGAUGAAAAUAACAGGGGGCUACAGAGAGAAGCAGGGCUAUAAGACUGCUUACAGAGGCACGGGCAGCUACACCACCAGGGAAUAGCUCUUCCCACAGCAUCAGCUAACCCCUCAGGGAGCGUGUAUACAAAGCUUUGCACACCUUUCCCCCUUCCACAAGAAAAAUGUUAGUGAGCCCAGUCUUGCCCUGACUUCAAGAGGACAGUGGCAACACUAUGCCCAGAGGACAGAGUUCCACAACAGAGACAUUUAAAGAGCUCAGAAAUGAUAACCUUAUAAAAAAAACAGUUAUAGACAAUUUUAGUAGAUAAAUUGUGCUUUUUUUUUUUUUACGAUAAGUCUUGGGUUUUUCCAGCUCUUCAUUGAAAAGGUAAUGUUUCUAUGGUAUGAGAAUAAAGCAGACAAAACAAAAUUAACUGAGCUGCUUAAGAAAUAAUGCUUAGGGUAAUUCUGUGAUCGAGUACUUGCAUGUGCAGGGUUUAAUCCCCGGAACAAAAAAGACGAAGAGAUGGGAGGGAGAGAAAAAGACUAGAAUGUACAGAUUUUUCUCUGAGUGCCUUCGGAAAUUCCACUUUUACUAUUAAUUAAUCUCCUUUGAUCAAACUUUUUCAAACUGUUGAUAAAAAUAUUCAUAACUUCUGUGUGUCCACAUACAAUGUAAUCGUAAGUCUGUCUUGUUUCUUUCUCUCUAAAAUGUCUUAUGAAUAAAGGUUUAAAAAAGAAAUAAAGAAAAAAUUAUUAAAUCC
Messenger RNA from Rattus norvegicus (Norway rat), 6357 nucleotides. It is a transcript of the gene Myo3b, whose product is annotated as myosin IIIB. Gene Ontology annotation, molecular function: protein serine/threonine kinase activity; microfilament motor activity; ATP binding. Gene Ontology annotation, cellular component: cytoplasm; cytoskeleton; filopodium tip. Gene Ontology annotation, biological process: regulation of actin filament length; sensory perception of sound; cochlea morphogenesis. The transcript is spliced from 35 exons. Bases 27 to 4028 code for a protein of 1333 amino acids. NCBI's taxonomy places the organism in Eukaryota, Metazoa, Chordata, Mammalia, Rodentia, Muridae. The record is from RefSeq and is marked validated.